GCUGAACUAAUGCCUGCCACAGUCAGAAGACACAGAGCUGAGUAUCCUUCCCAACAAAGCUGACAUUAGAAACAAUGAAUGCCACAGUGGUGAAGGCCCUCAAUGGGUCUGAGCGGUGCCCCAGGGACACGCGGAUAGCACAGCUGGUGUUCCCAGCCCUCUACACAGGCGUUUUCCUCACCAGCAUCCUGCUGAACACUGUGGCCCUGUGGGCAUUCCUUCACAUCCCCAGCUCUUCUACUUUCAUUGUCUACCUCAAAAACACUUUGGUGGCCGACUUGAUAAUGACUCUCAUGCUUUCAUUUAAAAUCCUCUCUGACUCGCACCUUGGAUCCUGGCAACUCAGAGCUUUCGUGUGUCGCUUCUCAGCGGUUGUCUUCUAUGAGACCAUGUAUGUGGGCAUCACACUGCUAGGCCUCAUUGCCUUUGACAGAUUCCUCAAGAUCAUCAGACCUUUUGGAAAGUUUUUAGUACAAAAGCCUGGUUUUGCAAAAACAGUCUCAGCUCUCAUUUGGCUCCUUUUGUUCCUAAUCUCCUUGCCAAAUAUGAUUUUAAGUAACAAGCAAGCAACACCAUUAUCAGUGAAGAAGUGUGCCUCCCUGAAGAGUCCCAUGGGGCUGAAAUGGCAUCAAGUGGUGAAUUAUAUAUGCCAGUUCAUUUUCUGGACUGUUUUUGUUCUCAUGUUUCUGUUCUAUGUGGUGAUUGCAAAAAAAGUAUAUAAUUCUUACAGAAAAUCCAAAAGUAAGGACAGCAGAAGCAACAAACGGCUAAAAGGUAAAGUGUUUGUUGUAGUGGCUGUGUUCUUUGUAUGUUUUGGCCCGUUUCAUUUUGCCAGAGUUCCAUAUACACACAGUCAAACCAACAAUAAGACUGACUGUAGACUGCAAAAUCAACUGUUCAUUGCAAAGGAAACAACUCUCUUUCUGGCAGCAACUAACAUUUGUAUGGAUCCCUUAAUAUACAUAUUCUUAUGUAAAAAAUUCAUCAAAAGACUACCAUGUAUGAGAGGGAGAAAGACCACAGCACAAAGCCAAGAAAAUCACAGUAGCCAGACAGACAAUAUAACCCUAAGCUGA
Messenger RNA from Orycteropus afer afer, 1076 nucleotides. RefSeq names its product purinergic receptor P2Y13 (gene P2RY13). Lineage: Eukaryota; Metazoa; Chordata; Mammalia; Tubulidentata; Orycteropodidae. Gene Ontology annotation, cellular component: membrane. The record is from RefSeq and is a predicted model, not a curated record. Gene Ontology annotation, molecular function: G protein-coupled purinergic nucleotide receptor activity. Gene Ontology annotation, biological process: G protein-coupled receptor signaling pathway; negative regulation of adenylate cyclase activity.